AUGGAUUCAUUGGUAUGGGACUCAUCAGAGUACUUACUACAACCGGUGCAAGAGUUCGGCAUGUUCCUUAUAACGCGAAUUAGCAAUUACACAGUUCAGCACUACGACACAUGCGCCGAAGCAAGAGAUUUGGAAGAUGCACACUGCCAAGCAGAUGAGCAUUGUGUAGCCGGGUUCACCGCCGGUAGAUCGCUGCGUAGCCCAACUGGAAAACUGCCAUCUGACUGGAUAGUGGAUGUGGACGCCGACAGUCAUGGUGUGUUCACUGGAAGAUGUCGUGCUGCGAUGCAGAGUUGUGAGAUAUAUGGUUGGUGCCCUGUUCUGGAAGAUAUGGAUUCUCUACAUGAUGGUCGUUUGAAGCCCUUAGUUACAUCGCUAAUGGAUUUACAAACGCACGCAGACGCCUCCACUAAGCUACACAUGCGCGCCAAAACCGAAACAAUGAAACGUUCUAAUUUGUUCAAGAAAAAGGAUAGCUUUCGUUUUGAACCGAUGCUCGAAGUGCUAAAUUUCACAGUAACUAUUAAAAAUGUUAUUGAAUUUCCUCGGUUUGAAGUGGCACGCCAAAAUAUACUCAACUGGAUGGACAAGGAGUACCUUCACACAUGCACUUACCAGCCACAUCACAACCGGAACCGAUACUGUCCGAAUUUCCGAAUAGGGGAUAUAAUAGACCUGGCCGGUGGGGACAAGUACCGUUUGCUACGUCAUGGAGGAGUGGUUGCCAUCACAAUAAACUGGCAGUGUGAUCUUGACUUGUCGAUAGAGCGGUGUUUACCGCGCUACGACUUCUUAUACCUAGAUGGGCAAGGUGGGGAUAACAAAGACAGCCCUGCAACAGACGGUGGUUGGCCAAUGGCCGUGGCAGUGCACGUGGGUGAGUCCAACAGUGAUGAUCAAAAAGGACCUCGCCGACUGUUAACUAAGGUGAACGGUGUCCAGUUCUUGAUUCGUGUCACUGGUGAGGCAGGAAAGUUUAAUUUGUUUAUUUUUACUAUGAACUUUGGUUCAAAUCUAGCCCUCUUGAGCUUAGCUUCUUAUGUAUGUGAUUACUUACUAUUCAACUGUACACAUGAUAGAAAAAGAUUUAUUCAGGCAUCACGUGCCACACUUGUGAAAUUGGCCAACCCAAUUACCUUUCUCUCGGGCUCACGGAAGUUUGUGCUAUUUAGCAGCCAACCUGCUGAAUGA
Messenger RNA from Dicrocoelium dendriticum, 1191 nucleotides. The record is from the annotation of a GenBank genome assembly. NCBI's taxonomy places the organism in Eukaryota, Metazoa, Platyhelminthes, Trematoda, Plagiorchiida, Dicrocoeliidae.